GAUUGACGUUGAGGUGAAGUUGGGAACUUUAUUUAAUUAUCUAGACCCAUGGCAGUCACGGUCUAAGAUUUCAUACGAGGUACAGUAUUCUUAGCCGCCAUGUUUCUGUACUCUUGUUACCUGACCGUUGUUAAAAUUCCGAAUUAACACAAUAUCAAUGAUUAUCGUCUUAGAUAAGUCUGUUAAAAAGCUUAACAACAACCUUGUCCACCAUUGACUAAUUGUUGGGUGUUGGUCUUGGUACUCAGACUACCCUAGACAUCUGAUAUGGCAUCUCCCUACAAUCACCACAUUGAUGAGUUCCUUCUUAAUAUUUAAUGUACUGGUUGCUUGGCCCAUUUUCAUCUGCAAUUUGCCGUGACUUCCUAAUCUGUUUGCUCUCCUUUGUUGAGGUCACGCGACUUUGAUAUGUCAUGUGCCAGACCCAAGCUACCACUGGCGAUGGAGACGGACGGAACAAGCUCUCCCCGCUCGUGAACCCAUCCGGACGAGAGUGGUAAAGUUGGGAAAAGACAGUUUUUGAAGCACUCCCACAAGCUCUGGAACCAACUGUCACAACGCCCUGAAGCCAUUGUCACCUAUACACACCGAUUGAAACUGGCCCCAUUCCGGCGCCGGCCUCACUGCAUCAUCCGAUCGCUCGGCAUUCGUGGGUCCACCAGAAGUUUGAAUGGGCAAACAGGAUACCUAAACCCGUCGUCCCAUGACGUUUCAUUCACUGCCAAACGAGUCUGAGUCUCUCUGUGUGAUUCAGUAAUCAAAAACUCACCCGAUUUUGAGCCAAACGAGGUACAAACCUCAUCAACGGUUCACACCUGAAGACGCCUGUGCCUCAUACCAACGCUCAAUGUGCACGGGUGAGCUUUAAUUCCUCUCGUCGCAUCAUAAUCAUAUCAUCAAAAGACAACGUCAAAUUCGCAAUAUAAUCUCAACACAAGCGCUAUCGACGAAACAGAAAGAUCUUCUGCGACAGCUCUCACUACUCGAAAAGGCCCACAAAUCUUACCUGCAGCUUUGUUCUGACGACCGACUUAUACUGAGGUAGUACCUCUGGUAACCAUCACCGGCUCAGGACCCCUUCAGGGCUCACCUUUCAACGUGGCAACCGAAACUCAAACCCUCAUGGGAAGCAUGGAAAAGAAGAAGAACAAUGAAUUCGCUUCUGCCGCCAGAGAUAUGAUCUUCUCUGGCGGCGUGUUCGAAAACUUGGAGAACGACGAUUCUGAUGGCGCCAUCGACGACGGAGACGCAGAUGAGGACAUGGUCAAUUCAAAAAGGAACUUCUGUCAAAUGAGGAUCCAGAAGAGGAACUCAGAAGCUGGCCUUCUGAAGAAGGUCAUUCCUUUUCACUGGGCUCCUAUGCUCUCGCCCCUGACCGAGAACGAUAUCGACACAUGCGUUACUCUUGAAAAUGUCGCACUUUCAGAAGCGAGGUAUAGAUCAACACGUGAAAAGAUCGAAUAUCGUAUUCGUAAAUCAGGAGUCUGCUACGGCCUGUUCAAUACCGUGAGGCCAAGCGAUGUUAAGAAGAUCUCUCUCACAACCAUGCAACACAGCCGGCCCGUUGAGUCAGGACGAUGCGAUGGAGCCAAACAUGUCAUGUUUGCGCACGUCCUUGCUACACUUGGAACCCACCCAGUCGUAACUGAUGCCGAUAUGGCCAUGCCCGAGAACUGGAGAGACUCGAAAGCAAGCAAAGGCUCACCUCUAGGCCAUCAAUCUUCAGGGAGGACAAUCUGUCUCCAUUCGUUCAUCGUGUGCCCAGAGGUCCAGGGAGUUGGCAUCGGGAAAACAGUGAUGAAGUCAUAUCUCGAGCUUAUGAAUGCAUCUGGAAUGGCUGAUCGAGUUGCCAUAAUUUGCCAACCGGUAAGCAACCAUAGUUGACACCUAAAAUCUGCGUCAAGCUAACAUGUCAAAGUACGCGAUCCAAUUCUACAAGUGCUUUGGAUUCAAAGACCUUGGCCCAAGCACAGAAGCCCUUGCUGGUCAAGGCUGGCAUGCCAUGGUGCUUGAACUCCGUGGUCCUAAGAGAAAGACCAAGGAGGAGCCUACACGGAGGAACAAGGAAGGGGAUUCUCCAACAUCCAAGGCGAAGAAAUCGCCAUCAUAGACUUUUACAGGCUUGUUGCCAGCAUUUUUUGGCAGUUGAUCAAUGAGUCUCCUCUCAGGAAGCACCUGUUGCUUCAUCUCACUUCGCAUUACCAAGAUAUCACCAGAGUAGCCGCAUCAUCGACAAUAAUGAGAUAGCUGGUCUAUAAAACCCGCAUUUGCGUGUUGUGUUUCUUUUUCUUAAUUCCCAUUUCGUCUAUUUUGUGGCCCUUUGAUAUCAUAACCUCAUUCGUUCAACCCCAUUUUCUUUUCUUCCGUACGGUACUUAGUCGCUAGCCUUGUACUUGAGACGGUACUCCUCAGUUCGCUUGAUAUCGUCCUCUGAAGCAAAGCUCUUCAUCCCAGCAAUGAUAUCAUCGAGGGUCAGGAUAGCGAAGAUAGGAAUGCCAUACUCCUUUCGCAACUCGCCAAUGGCACUAGGGCCAGGCUUGGACUCAUCGCCAUCGGUAGCAGGGAGCUUCUCCAUGCGGUCGAGGGCAACGACAAUACCAACAACGAUACCACCCUCCUUUCGGAUCUUGUCAAUAGCCUCUCGCUUGGCAGUUCCAGCAGUGAUGACAUCGUCAACGAUGAGAAUCUUCUUUCCCUUCAAAGGCGCACCGACGAUGUUACCGCCCUCGCCGUGAUCCUUGGCCUCCUUGCGAUCGAAAGAGUAAGAAACACGGUCGAGGUUCUCAGGGGCGAUCUCGCCGAGCUUGACAGCAAUGGAGGAAGCAAGAGGAAUGCCCUUGUAAGCGGGACCAAAGAUGAUGUCGAAGUCAAGGCCGGUCUCUUGCUGAGCCUCAGAGAUAGACUUGGCAAAAGCAGUGGCAAUAGCGCCGGCGAGACGGGCAGUGUGGAAGAGGCCGGCGUUGAAGAAGUAGGGUGAGAUGCGCUUUGACUUGAGCUCGAAGCUGCCAAACUUGAGGAUCUCGCCAGCGAUGGCGGCCUCCAAGAAUUCUUGCUUGUAGGGGGCGAGUUGAGAAGACAUGAUUAUUUAUGUGGUUAUCUGAAUUGGGAUGAAGUCAAGAUUGGGAGUGAAUAUUUCUAAAGCAAAGUUUGCGAUCCCCUCUUGCAGGUCUCUCAGUGGUGUUGAGCCCGGAGCCGGCCUUGGACCCUUCGGGUGGUUCAAUGUAUGGCGGCGGGGUUGAGGUGGGGGGAGAUGCAGAU
Molecule: messenger RNA, 3258 nt
Organism: Fusarium odoratissimum NRRL 54006
Lineage: Eukaryota; Fungi; Ascomycota; Sordariomycetes; Hypocreales; Nectriaceae
Exons: 4
Coding region: 1123-1884 (253 amino acids)
Cellular component (GO): cytoplasm
Molecular function (GO): aralkylamine N-acetyltransferase activity
Source: RefSeq, a predicted model, not a curated record